GUCCCAAAAUGCGUCACCUAAUUAAUAUCUUUUCAACUAUACGCUUAUAUUUCAUUUCUUACCCAUUAUAUUUAAUAUUAAAUUAAUUCCUUAAUUAGAUUUCUGACCCAUUAUGUUUAACAUUAAAUCAAUUCCUUAAUUGACAUAAUUCUAAUGAUCAUCCAAACAGAGUGUUAACGUCCUUACGUGACAGUUGCCAAAAAAAUAUUAUUCCUAAAUUCGUGCUACUCCAAUUCACGCGAAGAAUCUCCUCGGCUUCCACACGUACUGUACACAACAAGCCACGUGUCAAGCCACGUAUACUCGUCUUCAACCUUCAAACCGCUUUUUUCCUUUUUCUUAUACCUUAAGAUAAAUCUUGCAUAAAUCUUCAAACCCAAAUACAGAUCUUCAAAAUUGGUUGACAAAGUUGUUUCCUUUUUGUGUGAAAGUCCAAACUGGGUAAUCAAAAAUCCAAGAAAAACACUACUAUGUCUUCUCAAAAUCCUCCCAAAUUAUACCCACAAGUCAUUGAUUCUAACCCAGAAUCAUCUUCUCCAUUUCUUACAAAUACCCAAAAGAACCCUUCAAGUUCUAUGUAUCCAACUAUUGAUAUGAAAGAUCUAGCAGAAAAUCUAUUCCCAGAAACUGAAAACAAUCAACAACCUAAUCAAGAUUCCAACUUUGUGUCACUUGAACAAGUGCUUGUCAAAAUCCCAGGUGCGAUUGUUCAUUUGAUUGAUAAAGAAUGUAGCGUCGUGCUUGCUAGUGGUGAAUUCGAGAUUGUUCAAUUGAAACAGGGGGAGAAUGUUGUUGCUGUCCUUGCACGUGUUGGUGAUCAAAUCCAAUGGCCAUUAGCGAAAGAUGAACCUGCUGUUAAGCUUGAUGAGUCUCAUUACUUCUUCACUCUUACUGUACCUUCUGAAGCAAAUGAUGAAGAUGGAUAUACAGAGAAUUUGCUUAACUAUGGGUUGACCAUAGCAUCGAAAGGGCAAGAAAAGGUGUUAAAGGAAUUAGAUUCAGUAUUGGAGAAGUACAGUGCAUUUAGAGUUGAGAAGGUGAAGAAGGAUAAAGGGGUUGUAGAGAAAUGGUGGAUGACACCAAAAGAUGUUUCACCAGAAGAAAUGGAGAAGAAAAAGGAGGAUAUGGAGAGGAGCUCGGCGGCGUACUGGACAACUUUGGCUCCGAAUGUAGAGGAUUAUAGUAGUAGUAUUGCAAGAAUGAUUGCAGCCGGGUCGGGUCAGUUGAUCAAGGGGAUAUUAUGGUGUGGAGAUGUUACUGUGGAUAGGUUGAAAUGGGGGAAUGAUGUGUUGAUGAAGAGAAUGGGGAAAGGGACCAACUCUGAGAUUAGCCCUGAGGCUAUGAGGAGGAUGAAAAGGGUGAAGAAGAUGACAAAAAUGUCGGAGAAAGUGGCAACUGGUAUACUCUCAGGAGUUGUGAAGGUUUCUGGAUUCUUCACAAGUUCUAUUGCAAACUCUAAAGCUGGACAGAGAUUCUUUAGCCUUCUUCCAGGAGAAAUUGUUCUUGCUUCCUUGGAUGGAUUCAACAAGGUUUGUGAUGCCGUUGAAGUGGCGGGAAAGAAUGUGAUGUCAACAACCUCAGUCGUGACUACUGGUCUUGUUCAACAGAGGCAUGGUGAUCAGGCUGCGCAGAUGACACGUGAUGGAUUUGAUGCUGCAGGGCAUGCACUAGGGACUGCCUGGGCUGUGUUUAAGAUAAGAAAAGCCCUCAAUCCAAAGGGUGCUGUCAAGCCUACAACAGUUGCAAAAGCUGCUGCUCAAGCUAACCUUGCUAAGUUGAAGAGCAAGCAGAAGUGAAAUGAUCUUAAUGUUCCACCAGGCACCACCAGCCAUCUCUUAACACGUUCUAACUUGCUCAAUUUAGACUUGUUUUAUCUAUUGCAUCAGUUAUAGAGUUUGUCUAUGCCUUGAGAGUAUCAAGGAUGUAACGUGUCUGAACAUUGAAUUUGGAAGAAUGAUAUGUAUUGUUAGCUUACUAUA
Molecule: messenger RNA, 1979 nt
Organism: Capsicum annuum
Lineage: Eukaryota; Viridiplantae; Streptophyta; Magnoliopsida; Solanales; Solanaceae
Product: protein EARLY-RESPONSIVE TO DEHYDRATION 7, chloroplastic
Exons: 4
Coding region: 471-1796 (441 amino acids)
Cellular component (GO): plasma membrane
Source: RefSeq, a predicted model, not a curated record